AUGAGUGAGGGUUCCAGAGGAGCGCGUGGUUUCUCAAUUUUCGUCAAGAACCUCACCUUCGAUAUAAACCACGAGGAUCUGUACAAGAUCUUCGACAAGUAUGGUAGAAUCGUGGAUGUCUUCCCCCUUUGGGCUGUGAAUCUCAAGCAGCACAGAGGAUAUGCCUUCGUCAAAUUCCGGUACUCAGGCAACGCUUACGCUAUGAUUGGUGUUUUGAACGGGCGGAUGGUGGAUGGGAGGAGGCUGACGGUAAAGAUGGCUAAGCCUAGGAAAACCCCUAUAUCAGUAAACCCUAACCCCGCCAGGGAGCCAAUCUCCCACUAA
Messenger RNA from Magnolia sinica, 324 nucleotides. Its product is annotated as serine/arginine-rich splicing factor SC35-like. Lineage: Eukaryota; Viridiplantae; Streptophyta; Magnoliopsida; Magnoliales; Magnoliaceae. The coding region runs from base 1 to 324 and encodes 107 amino acids. Gene Ontology annotation, molecular function: RNA binding. The transcript has a single exon. The record is from RefSeq and is a predicted model, not a curated record.